AUGGCCUCUAAAGAUGCACAGAACCAAAGAAGUAGAGGUUUGCCUGGCUUUCUUCCUGGAGCUCCAGACCCUGACCACAGCUUUCACGUCUCACUUCCCAACCCAGGGAACCAAGUGUGGCAGCCAACUCUCCCUCCGCCAGGCAGUCUCCCUCCUGGUCUAGAAUAUUUAAGCCAGUUAGACCUGAUAAUUAUACACCAGCAGGUGGAGCUUCUUGGAAUGAUCCUUGGCACUGAGACCGCCAACAAAUAUGAGAUUAAAAACAGCCUGGGGCAAAGAAUUUACUUUGCAGCGGAGGAAAGCAUCUGCUUCAAUCGUACCUUCUGUUCCACGCUGCGAUCUUGCACUCUGAAGAUCACAGAUAACUCAGGUCGGGAGGUGAUUACAGUAAACAGGCCUCUGAGGUGUAACAGCUGCUGGUUCCCUUUCUACCUUCAAGAGUUAGAAAUCCAAGCCCCUCCUGGUACUAUAGUUGGUUAUGUUGCACAGAAGUGGGACCCCUUUCUGCCUAAAUUCACAAUCCAAAAUGCAAACAAAGAAGAUAUUUUGAAAGUUGUUGGUCCUUGUGCAACAUGUGGCUGUUUUGGCGAUGUGGAUUUUGAGGUGAAGACCAUUAAUGAAAAGCUUACAAUUGGGAAGAUUUCGAAGUACUGGUCAGGAUUUGUAAAUGAUGUCUUUACCAAUGCUGACAACUUCGGAAUUCAUGUUCCUGCAGAUCUAGAUGUGACGGUCAAAGCAGCGAUGAUUGGUGCUUGUUUUCUCUUUGAUUUUAUGUUCUUUGAACAUUCACUGGCUGGAUUAUAAUAAGCAAGAC
Molecule: messenger RNA, 814 nt
Organism: Callorhinus ursinus (northern fur seal)
Lineage: Eukaryota; Metazoa; Chordata; Mammalia; Carnivora; Otariidae
Gene: PLSCR5
Product: phospholipid scramblase family member 5
Biological process (GO): plasma membrane phospholipid scrambling
Cellular component (GO): plasma membrane
Molecular function (GO): phospholipid scramblase activity
Source: RefSeq, a predicted model, not a curated record